AUUCAGUCUCAGGCCCUUAUCAUAGAAGGUUACGAUUCUCGUUCUAUCGUUAACAUGCCUGGCGGCUGGUUAUGCUUUUAAUGUUAACGAUUUAGUAACUUAUUUUCAAGAUUUUUUCAGUGCGCAGUAUUGAGUUAAACCAGGUUUUAAAGUUCUGUGAUCAUCUGCGAUGAAUAACUGGAAUUCCUAAGUUAUCAACAAUGCAACGUGUUGCAAUUACCUGCUUUUCUACGUUUUGAAAGUGUUUCCGUCUGCUGCUACCGUUUCUCUAAACAAAGCCAACAUGUGUUUGUAAAACGUGAUUCUGAGAAAACAAGAAGGAAGUUUUUCCCUCAAGAUGAUCAGAUUCCUGGAACAAUGUUCAGCAGACUCCGAAAUGGACAUCGAAAAGAUGUACGAAGUGGACGAACUAGCCCUGGAGGAGGACGUUCGGCAGUGCUUCUUGCAGUUGUCGUGCGACGAGGACACACAGAAAUUCCUCGACAAUUGCUUCGAGCAAUCCGAGUGGCUGAUCACUCAAAUAUGGCAUGCCGUCGCCAAGUCCUUCCUGGGCAUGUUCAUGACUCAGACUUCUGUUAAUGGGUGA
Molecule: messenger RNA, 586 nt
Organism: Macrobrachium nipponense
Lineage: Eukaryota; Metazoa; Arthropoda; Malacostraca; Decapoda; Palaemonidae
Product: protein-L-histidine N-pros-methyltransferase-like
Exons: 3
Coding region: 338-586 (82 amino acids)
Molecular function (GO): protein-L-histidine N-pros-methyltransferase activity
Source: RefSeq, a predicted model, not a curated record